Molecule: messenger RNA, 888 nt
Organism: Caenorhabditis briggsae
Lineage: Eukaryota; Metazoa; Nematoda; Chromadorea; Rhabditida; Rhabditidae
Gene: Cbr-col-40
Product: Protein CBR-COL-40
Exons: 4
Coding region: 1-888 (295 amino acids)
Molecular function (GO): structural constituent of cuticle
Source: RefSeq, a predicted model, not a curated record
AUGGAAGAGAAACAGAAGAUCGCCGAGGCCGAGAGCCUUAAGAAACUCGCUUUCUUUGGAAUCUCGGUGUCCACCAUCGCCACCCUGACCGCCAUCAUUGCCGUGCCAAUGCUCUACAACUACAUGCAACACGUGCAAUCGUCCCUUCAGAACGAGGUCGAGUUCUGUAAGCACCGAACCGACGGACUCUGGGAUGAGUUCCACAGAUUCGAGACAGUGAAGGGAGUUGACUCUCGUAUCAAGAGAGACACCCGUUCCCGUCGCGAAGGAUACUCUCAAGGAGGAGGUGGAGGAGGAUCCUGCUGCUCUUGUGGAAUCGGAGCCGCCGGACCAGCCGGAGCCCCAGGAAAGGACGGAGCUCCAGGAGAGGACGGAAAGGCCGGAAACCCAGGACAAGCUGGAUCGGAUGCCGAGGCCGCCGCCGCCCCAACCGCCGCCGACUUCUGCUUCGAUUGCCCACCAGGACCAGCCGGACCAGCCGGAGGACCAGGACCAGCCGGACCACCAGGACCACCAGGAGCUCCAGGAAACACUCCAUCCGGAGGAGGUGAAGGACCAGCCGGACCACCAGGACCACCAGGACCAGCUGGAAAUGACGGAGCACCAGGAGCCCCAGGAAACCCAGGAGCACCAGGACAAGUGACUGAGGUGCCCGGAACUCCAGGACCAGCAGGACCAGCUGGACCACCAGGACCACCAGGACCAGCAGGAAACCCAGGAUCCGCUGGAGCUUCGGAGCCAGGACCACCAGGACCAGCUGGAGAUGCUGGACCAGACGGAGCGCCAGGAAAUCCAGGAGCCCCAGGAUCACCAGGAGAGGCUGGAGCACCAGGAUCCGGAGGAGGAUGCGAUCACUGCCCACCACCACGUACCGCCCCUGGAUAUUAA